UUCGCGAGGACCGACGCGGGGCAGUCUGACGGCAGCCCUCCUGGGAGGUGCCCGCGCGCGUCGGAGCCGCUCCCAGUCCUCCGCAGCAGUCACCGCCGGCCGUCGCCGCGCCCCGGCCUCCAGCCCUCGCGCUCUCCCGCCCGCCGCUCACCUCCCGCCUCGAUGCGGAGCCGGGCUGCUGCGUGAUGGGGCUGCGGAGCGGCGCCCUGCGGCUCGCGGCGGCCGCUGCUCGCGCUGAGGUGCGAAGGUGCCCGGCCCCACGCGCCCCCGCGCGCCGCGGCUCCUGUUGACCGGGUCUGCCCGUCGGUCCGCACCGCGGCUGAGGAAACUUGGAUAUAACUUCAAAAGAAGAUUUGAUUCUUUAUUUCUGGACUGCAUACAUAUAACAAGGCCAUUAAAAUGUCGGGAGCCUCAGUGAAGGUGGCUGUCCGGGUAAGGCCCUUCAAUUCUCGAGAGACCAGCAAGGAAUCCAAAUGCAUCAUUCAGAUGCAAGGCAACUCGACCAGUAUUAUUAACCCAAAGAAUCCAAAGGAAGCUCCAAAGUCCUUCAGCUUCGACUAUUCCUACUGGUCUCAUACCUCACCUGAAGAUCCCUGCUUUGCAUCUCAAAACCGUGUGUACAAUGACAUUGGAAAGGAAAUGCUCUUACAUGCCUUUGAGGGAUAUAAUGUUUGUAUUUUUGCCUAUGGGCAGACUGGUGCUGGAAAAUCUUAUACAAUGAUGGGUAAACAAGAAGAAAGCCAGGCUGGCAUCAUUCCACAGUUAUGUGAAGAACUAUUUGAAAAAAUUAAUGACAACUGUAAUGAAGAAAUGUCUUACUCUGUAGAGGUGAGCUACAUGGAAAUUUACUGUGAAAGAGUACGAGAUUUGCUGAAUCCAAAAAACAAGGGUAAUUUGCGUGUGCGUGAACACCCACUUCUUGGGCCCUAUGUGGAGGAUCUGUCCAAGUUGGCAGUUACUUCCUACACAGACAUUGCUGACCUCAUGGAUGCUGGGAACAAAGCCAGGACAGUGGCAGCUACGAACAUGAAUGAAACAAGUAGCCGUUCCCACGCUGUGUUUACGAUCGUUUUCACCCAGAAGAAACAUGAUAAUGAGACCAACCUUUCCACUGAGAAGGUCAGUAAAAUAAGCUUGGUGGAUCUAGCAGGAAGUGAACGAGCUGAUUCAACUGGUGCCAAAGGAACUCGAUUAAAGGAAGGAGCAAAUAUUAAUAAGUCUCUUACAACUUUGGGCAAAGUUAUUUCAGCCUUGGCCGAGGUGGAUAACUGCACUAGCAAGUUAGGUGGCAAUUCUCGUACUGCAAUGGUUGCUGCUCUGAGCCCUGCAGAUAUCAACUACGAUGAGACUUUGAGCACUCUGAGAUAUGCAGAUCGUGCAAAACAAAUUAAAUGUAAUGCUGUUAUCAAUGAGGACCCCAAUGCCAAACUAGUUCGUGAAUUAAAGGAGGAGGUGACACGGCUGAAGGACCUUCUUCGUGCUCAGGGCCUGGGAGAUAUUAUUGAUAUUGAUCCAUUGAUCGAUGAUUACUCUGGAAGUGGAAGCAAAUAUCUGAAAGAUUUUCAGAACAAUAAGCAUAGGUACUUGCUAGCCUCUGAGAAUCAACGCCCUGGCCAUUUUUCCACAGCAUCCAUGGGGUCCCUCACUUCAUCCCCAUCUUCCUGCUCACUCAGUAGUCAGGUGGGCUUGACGUCUGUGACCAGUAUUCAAGAGAGGAUCAUGUCUACACCUGGAGGAGAGGAAGCUAUUGAACGUCUAAAGGAAUCAGAGAAAAUCAUUGCUGAGUUGAAUGAAACCUGGGAAGAGAAGCUUCGUAAAACAGAGGCCAUCAGAAUGGAGAGAGAGGCUUUGUUGGCUGAGAUGGGAGUUGCCAUUCGGGAAGAUGGAGGAACACUAGGGGUUUUUUCACCUAAAAAGACCCCACAUCUUGUUAACCUCAAUGAAGACCCACUAAUGUCUGAGUGCCUGCUUUAUUACAUCAAAGAUGGAAUUACAAGGGUUGGCCAGGCAGAUGCUGAGCGGCGCCAGGACAUAGUGCUAAGCGGAGCUCACAUUAAAGAAGAGCAUUGUAUCUUCCGGAGUGAGAGAAGCAACAGCGGUGAAGUUAUCGUGACCCUAGAGCCCUGUGAGCGUUCAGAAACCUACGUAAAUGGCAAGAGAGUGUCCCAGCCUGUUCAGCUGCGCUCAGGAAACCGUAUCAUCAUGGGUAAAAACCAUGUUUUCCGUUUUAACCACCCGGAACAAGCACGAGCUGAACGAGAGAAGACUCCUUCUGCUGAGACCCCCUCUGAGCCUGUGGACUGGACAUUUGCCCAGAGAGAGCUUCUGGAAAAACAAGGAAUUGAUAUGAAACAAGAGAUGGAGAAAAGGCUACAGGAAAUGGAGAUCUUAUACAAAAAGGAGAAGGAAGAAGCAGAUCUUCUUUUGGAGCAGCAGAGACUGGACUAUGAGAGUAAAUUGCAGGCCUUGCAGAAGCAGGUUGAAACCCGAUCCCUAGCGGCAGAAACAACUGAAGAGGAGGAAGAGGAGGAGGAAGAAGUUUCUUGGACACAGCAUGAAUUUGAGUUGGCUCAAUGGGCCUUCCGGAAAUGGAAGUCUCACCAGUUUACUUCAUUACGGGACUUACUCUGGGGCAAUGCCGUGUACCUAAAGGAGGCCAAUGCCAUCAGCGUGGAACUGAAAAAGAAGGUGCAGUUUCAGUUUGUUCUGCUGACUGACACACUGUACUCCCCUUUGCCUCCUGAAUUACUUCCUACUGAGAUGGAAAAAACUCAUGAGGACAGGCCUUUCCCUCGCACAGUGGUAGCAGUAGAAGUUCAGGAUUUGAAGAAUGGAGCAACACACUAUUGGUCUUUGGAGAAACUCAAGCAGAGGCUGGAUUUGAUGCGAGAGAUGUAUGAUAGGGCAGGGGAGAUGGCCUCCGGUGCCCAAGACGAAAGCGAGACCACUGUGACUGGCAGCGAUCCCUUCUAUGAUCGGUUCCACUGGUUCAAACUUGUGGGGAGCUCCCCCAUUUUCCACGGCUGUGUGAAUGAGCGCCUUGCCGACCGCACACCCUCCCCCACUUUUUCCACGGCCGAUUCCGACAUCACUGAGCUGGCUGACGAGCAGCAAGAUGAGAUGGAGGAUUUUGAUGAUGAGGCAUUCGUGGAUGACGCCGGCUCUGACGCAGGGACGGAGGAGGGAUCAGAUCUCUUCAGUGAUGGGCAUGACCCGUUUUACGACCGAUCCCCUUGGUUCAUUUUAGUGGGAAGGGCAUUUGUUUACCUGAGCAAUCUGCUGUAUCCCGUGCCCCUGAUCCACAGGGUGGCCAUUGUCAGUGAGAAGGGUGAAGUGCGCGGAUUUCUGCGUGUGGCUGUACAGGCCAUCGCAGCGGAUGAAGAAGCUCCUGAUUAUGGUUCUGGAAUUCGACAGUCAGGAACAGCUAAAAUAUCUUUUGAUAAUGAAUACUUUAAUCAGAGUGACUUUUCAUCUGUUGCAAUGACUCGUUCUGGUCUAUCCUUGGAGGAGUUGAGGAUUGUGGAAGGACAGGGUCAGAGUUCUGAGGUUAUCAGUCCUCCAGAAGAAGUCAAUCGAAUGAAUGACCUGGAUUUGAAGUCAAGCACUUUGCUGGAUGGUAAGAUGGUAAUGGAAGGGUUUUCUGAAGAGAUUGGCAACCACCUGAAACUGGGCAGUGCCUUCACUUUCCGAGUAACAGUGUUGCAGGCCAGUGGAAUUCUCCCAGAGUAUGCAGAUAUCUUCUGUCAGUUCAACUUUUUGCAUCGCCAUGAUGAAGCAUUCUCCACAGAGCCCCUCAAAAACAAUGGCAGAGGAAGUCCCCUGGGCUUUUAUCAUGUGCAAAAUAUCGCAGUGGAGGUCACUGAAUCAUUUGUGGAUUAUAUCAAAACCAAGCCUAUUGUAUUUGAAGUCUUUGGGCAUUACCAGCAGCACCCACUUCAUCUGCAAGGACAGGAGCUUAACAGUCCGCCUCAGCCGUGCCGCCGAUUCUUUCCUCCACCCAUGCCGCUGUCUAAGCCAGUUCCAGCCACCAAGUUAAACACCAUGAGCAAAACCAGCCUUGGCCAGAGCAUGAGCAAGUAUGACCUCCUGGUUUGGUUUGAGAUCAGUGAACUGGAGUCUACAGGAGAGUAUAUCCCAGCCGUGGUUGACCAUACAGCAGGCUUGCCCUGCCAGGGGACAUUUUUGCUUCAUCAGUGUUUUGUUUUUAAAUGUGUCCAUGCUCUGUUUCCUUUAUCCUUUCUUUUAGGUCGUAUUAGGAAUAAGCCUGAGGUGGAUGAAGCUGCAGUUGAUGCCAUUCUUUCUCUAAAUAUUAUUUCUGCCAAGUACCUGAAGUCUUCCCACAACUCUAGCAGGACCUUCUACCGCUUUGAGGCUGUGUGGGACAGCUCUCUGCAUAACUCCCUUCUUCUGAACCGAGUGACUCCCUAUGGAGAAAAGAUCUACAUGACCUUGUCGGCCUACCUAGAGCUGGAUCAUUGUAUCCAGCCAGCUGUCAUCACCAAGGAUGUGUGCAUGGUCUUCUAUUCCCGAGAUGCCAAGAUCUCACCACCCCGUUCUCUGCGUAGCCUCUUUGGCAGUGGCUACUCAAAGUCACCAGACUCGAAUCGAGUCACUGGCAUUUAUGAACUCAGCUUAUGCAAAAUGGCAGACACAGGUAGUCCAGGCAUGCAGAGAAGGAGAAGAAAAGUCUUAGAUACAUCAGUGGCAUAUGUGCGGGGAGAAGAGAACUUAGCAGGCUGGCGGCCCCGUGGAGACAGCCUUAUCCUUGAGCACCAGUGGGAGCUGGAGAAGCUGGAGCUCCUACAUGAGGUGGAAAAAACCCGCCACUUCUUGCUGCUACGUGAGAGACUUGGUGACAGCAUCCCUAAAUCCCUGAGCGACUCCUUAUCCCCCAGCCUCAGCAGUGGAACCCUCAGCACCUCCACCAGCAUCUCCUCUCAGAUCUCAACCACCACCUUUGAAAGUGCCAUCACACCCAGUGAGAGCAGUGGCUAUGAUUCAGCAGACAUCGAAAGCCUGGUGGACCGAGAGAAAGAGCUGGCUACCAAGUGCCUGCAACUUCUCACCCACACUUUCAACAGAGAAUUCAGCCAGGUGCACAGUAGCAUCAGUGACUGUAAGUUGUCUGAUAUCUCUCCAAUUGGACGGGAUCCCUCUGAGUCCAGUUUCAGCAGUGCCACCCUUACCCCCUCCUCCACCUGCCCCUCUCUGGUAGACACUAGAAGCAACUCUCUGGAUCAGAAGACCCCAGAAGCCAAUUCACGGGCCUCUAGUCCCUGCCCAGAAUUUGAACAGUUUCAGAUUGUCCCAGCUGUGGAAACGCCCUAUUUGGCCCGAGCAGGAAAGAAUGAAUUUCUCAAUCUUGUUCCAGAUAUUGAAGAAAUUAGACCAGGCUCAGUGGUCUCUAAGAAAGGAUACCUGCAUUUCAAGGAGCCACUUUACAGUAACUGGGCUAAACAUUUCGUCAUCGUCCGUCGCCCUUAUGUCUUCAUCUAUAACAGUGACAAAGACCCUGUGGAGCGUGGAAUCAUUAACCUGUCCACAGCACAAGUGGAGUACAGCGAGGACCAGCAGGCCAUGGUGAAGACACCAAACACCUUUGCUGUCUGCACAAAGCACCGUGGGGUCCUUUUGCAAGCCCUCAAUGACAAAGACAUGAACGACUGGUUGUAUGCCUUCAACCCACUUCUCGCUGGCACAAUACGGUCAAAACUUUCCCGCAGAUGCCCGAGCCAGCCGAAAUACUGACUCUGCCGAGUGCCCUCACUCGCCUUCGAGAGAUAAAGAAAGCGUUACCUCUCA
Molecule: messenger RNA, 5802 nt
Organism: Cebus imitator (Panamanian white-faced capuchin)
Lineage: Eukaryota; Metazoa; Chordata; Mammalia; Primates; Cebidae
Gene: KIF1B
Product: kinesin family member 1B
Exons: 47
Coding region: 400-5748 (1782 amino acids)
Biological process (GO): microtubule-based movement
Molecular function (GO): microtubule binding; ATP binding; microtubule motor activity
Source: RefSeq, a predicted model, not a curated record